This is a messenger RNA of Ceratosolen solmsi marchali, 2600 nucleotides long. Its product is annotated as phenoloxidase subunit 1-like. NCBI's taxonomy places the organism in Eukaryota, Metazoa, Arthropoda, Insecta, Hymenoptera, Agaonidae. The transcript has 10 exons. Bases 1 to 2058 code for a protein of 685 amino acids. The record is from RefSeq and is a predicted model, not a curated record.
AUGCUCGAACUCGCGAAAAUGAAAAGAAACCUUUUGCUCCUAUUCGAUCGUCCUCAUGAACCCAUUUACGUACCCAAGGGCGAAGAAAAAAUUAGCUUCGAUAUUCCAACAAAUUACUUGAAUAAUAGAUACCAACCAGUCGCUAAUGGAAUUUUGAGUCGCUUUAAUAAUGAAUCACAAUCAUCUGUUUCUAUAAAGCCAAUUUCUAUUCCUGAUUUAAGUCUACCAUUAUCGCUUAGUCGUCGCGAUAAUUUUUCAUUAUUUAUACCAUCGCAUAGAAAAAUGUCUGGUCAACUGACUGACAUGUUUUUGGGUAUGCGAACCGUCGAGGAUCUAUUGUCUCUUGCUGUUUACUGCCGCGAUCGAAUGAACGCGCAGAUGUUCGUCUACGCAUUGUCGGUCGCCAUUUUACAUCGCCCGGAUACCAAAAAUCUUCCGAUUCCGCAAUUGAGCGAAAUCUUCCCCGACAAGUAUAUGGAUGGCUCUAUCUUCCAUCGAGCUAAGGAGGAAGCUAACGUCGUACCUAUUGGCUCACGCACUCCCAUCGAAAUCCCUCUGGAGCUGACGGCGACCGACGCUGAUCCCGAGCAUCGCGUUGCUUAUUGGCGCGAAGAUAUUGGAAUUAAUCUCCAUCAUUGGCAUUGGCAUCUUGUCUAUCCGUUUGAUGGACCUUCUAUCGCAGUCAACAAAGACAGACGCGGCGAGCUCUUUUAUUACAUGCACCAUCAAAUAAUGGCCAGAUAUAAUACGGAACGUCUCUGCAAUAACUUGCCACGUGUGCGCCGUCUAUUGAACCUACGCGAGCCCAUACCCGAAGCUUACUUUCCAAAGUUGGAUCAGAUGGUGGCUGGACGCGCUUGGCCUGCUCGGCCAGCUGGAUUCACCCUGUCGGAUAUCGACAGAAACGCCGACCAGCUGAGGUUCGAUCUAUCGGAUCUCGAGCGCUAUAGAGAUCGAAUAAUAGAGGCCGUCCAUACGCAGUCAGUGCGUACCGAUCAGGGCGGUAUUAUACAAUUGGAUGAAGUCACGGGUAUUGACAUACUUGGUAACAUCAUGGAAGCUAGCAUUCUCAGUCCAGAUAGAACGUAUUAUGGUGAUUUACAUAAUUUGGGUCACGUAGCAAUUUCGUUUUGCCACGAUCCUGAUAAUCGUUAUCUGGAGAAUUUCGGCGUUAUGGGUGACUCGACAACGGCUAUGAGAGAUCCCAUUUUCUACAGAUGGCACGCAUUUAUCAAUAGUAUCUUCACGCAGUUCAAAGAUAGUUUACCGGCUUAUACUAGUCAACAGCUUUCGUUUCCAGGAGUCACGGUAACAGACUGCCGCAUUAACACUCCAAGAGCUAAUCCUAAUACACUAAGCUGUCACUGGAAAAAAAGUGACAUUGACUUAUCGCGUGGCUUGGAUUUUACUCCCCGAGGAUCAAUUAUGGCUCGCAUACAACAUCUCGAUCACGAUGAAUUUUCAUACAGCAUCACUGUGAAUAACUCGAAUGACGGAGAUGUGACUGGAAAUGUACGAAUUUUCAUGGCGCCCAAAUUUGAUGAAACCGGCCAUCACUUCAAUUUCAAUGAGCAAAGGAAGCUUAUGAUUGAAAUGGAUAAGUUUGUCGCUAAAUUGAAACGAGGGCAAAAUAUAAUAUCGAGAAAGUCGGUAGAAUCCUCGUUAACUAUUCCUUUUGAAGCGACAUUCCGAAAUUUGGACCGAAAUCGGCCAAAUGAACAGGAUCUUCAAAAUUUUGAUAAUUUCAAUUUCUGUGGUUGUGGAUGGCCACAACACAUGCUUGUGCCUAAGGGCACAAAACAAGGUUACCCCAUGGAUAUGUUCGUCAUGAUUUCCAACUACGAAUUGGAUAGGGUGAUGCAAGCGGAGCCAAGUGGUUGUUACGAUGGAAUCAGCUUCUGUGGAUUAAGAGACUUAAAGUAUCCAGAUGUGCGCCCUAUGGGUUUUCCAUUUGAUCGAAUCGGACAAAAUACAGUAGGGAUGUUAAAUGAUUUCCUUAUACCUAAUAUGAAUGUACAGCAAAUUACAAUUAGAUUUUCGGAGUUUAUAAAAUCCUAAUUGGUAAGUGAUGUAAAUAUUAUUUUAUAUUUUGAAUGCUUAAAAUAAUAUCAGAUAAUUAAUGUUGUAAUUGUUAUACAUGCUCUACUUAUAUCAUAUAUUUAUUCCAGAAUAAUUUAAAACUUUUGAUAUCAAAAUAUCAUCCAUUAAUAAUUAUCAAGGGGCUAUAAAGAUUGAUUACAUGAUUUUAUGUGUAUCGAAAAUAAUCCCAAUUACUUACAAUAUUAAUUAUUAUUUCUCUCAUAUUAAGUUCAGCGUAGAACAUAAAGUGCUUGAUAAUAAAUUUAAUCAUAGAAUUUAAGCAUACGAUAUUUGAUUUAUAAAAGUUAUAUACUUUUUAAAUUUUGAAAAACUCCAUUCUUUCAGAACACUUAAUUACUCAGAUUUUCAGAUUGGUUAUUGCAACUUAAUAUAUAUGUAAUUAAAAGAUAACCGGAGAUUCACGAAACUUAAUCGUAUAAGGGUGUGAAGAUAAAUAGUGCAUAAUAAUUUUUCUCUUCAAUUUUAUAACGUCAAUUAAUUAAUGUUUUGAGUAAGUAGUU